Messenger RNA from Phycomyces blakesleeanus NRRL 1555(-), 495 nucleotides. RefSeq lists its product as hypothetical. NCBI's taxonomy places the organism in Eukaryota, Fungi, Mucoromycota, Mucoromycetes, Mucorales, Phycomycetaceae. The coding region runs from base 1 to 366 and encodes 121 amino acids. Gene Ontology annotation, cellular component: ribosome; cytosolic large ribosomal subunit. The record is from RefSeq and is a predicted model, not a curated record. The transcript has 2 exons. Gene Ontology annotation, molecular function: structural constituent of ribosome. Gene Ontology annotation, biological process: cytoplasmic translation.
AUGGCCAAGGACCAGAAGACCACCAAGCGUUCCACCCUCGCUGACGUUGUUACCCGCGAGUACACCAUCCACAUGCACAAGCAUGUCUUUGGCAGAUCCUUGAGAAAGCGCACUCCUCAUGCUGUCAAGGCCAUCAAGGCUUUCGCCGAGAAGGCUAUGGGCACCAAGGAUGUCCGCAUCGACCCCGCACUCAACAAGGCUCUCUGGGCUCGUGGUGUUAAGCACAUCGAGCACCGUAUCCGCCUCAGAAUUGCCCGCAAGCGUAACGAUGAGGAGGAUGCCAAGGAUAAGCUUUACUCCUACGUCACCUACGUUCCCGUUGCCAGCUUCAAGGGUCUCGAGACCACUGUUGUUGACGACGAGUAAACUUGCCUUUCUGGCUAUUAAAAAAAAGUAAAGAUGACAAUUCAUCCCUGUGUUUAAUAAAUGAAAUGUCAGUCGCUUUCGUGGCUUUGAUCGAAGAGCAAGAUGAAGAAAUACAAUAUCAUGCGAAAU